ACCCAACUUCUUCCGUCUUUCCUACUCUACAACCUUCUACGGAACCUUUGCGAGAUACCUCAUUUCCACUUCCUCGACUUGAGAAUCUCCACCCCCGACAACCGUCAAGAUGGUCCGCACCUCCGUUCUUCACGAUGCUCUCAAGAGCAUGAACAACGCCGAGAAGGCCGGCAAGCGCCAGGUCCUCAUCCGUCCUUCUUCCAAGGUCAUUGUCAAGUUCCUCCAGGUCAUGCAGAAGCACGGCUACAUCGGCGAGUUCGAGGAGGUCGAUGACCACCGCUCCGGCAAGAUCGUUGUCCAGCUCAACGGCCGCCUCAACAAGUGCGGUGUCAUCUCCCCCCGCUACAACGUCCGUCUCGCCGACCUCGAGAAGUGGGUCGUCAAGCUGCUGCCCGCCCGUCAGUUCGGCUAUGUCAUCCUGACCACCUCCGCUGGUAUCAUGGACCACGAGGAGGCCCGUCGCAAGCACGUUGCCGGCAAGAUCAUCGGUUUCUUCUACUAGAGAAAAGGGCCGAGGGAAUGGGUUAUGAAAAAAAAAAGUACGGACGGAAGGGUUCUGGACUUGGGUCUGCAUCACGCGGCGUUAGGGGGGUUUGCCAGUUUUGGCCGAUACGAUACCACUUGAAGCUCUCAAGCUAGUUGCAUAUUGAGCACACUGCAAUCAACCCGCGCGAAUGAUCCGAUACUACGUGCUCCGUUGUACCUAUGAAUGUCAAAUGGUGAAUGAGUC
Verticillium dahliae VdLs.17 is the source of this 730-nucleotide messenger RNA. Its product is annotated as 40S ribosomal protein S22. Bases 110 to 502 code for a protein of 130 amino acids. Gene Ontology annotation, biological process: translation. NCBI's taxonomy places the organism in Eukaryota, Fungi, Ascomycota, Sordariomycetes, Glomerellales, Plectosphaerellaceae. Gene Ontology annotation, cellular component: ribosome; cytosolic small ribosomal subunit. Gene Ontology annotation, molecular function: structural constituent of ribosome. The record is from RefSeq and is a predicted model, not a curated record. The transcript has 3 exons.